This is a messenger RNA of Closterium sp. NIES-65, 747 nucleotides long. The record is from the annotation of a GenBank genome assembly. NCBI's taxonomy places the organism in Eukaryota, Viridiplantae, Streptophyta, Zygnematophyceae, Desmidiales, Closteriaceae.
AUGAACAGCUCUGCAAGAACUAAAAUUGAAGGAGGGAUAUUGGACUACACGCUAGUAGCGGACAGUGCCUAUGGUUUGAGGCCCUACAUCUACUCACCCUACCGUGCCCUUCCCGGUCGCGCACUUCCCGACGAGCAACGAGUCUGGAACCUCCAGCAGUCCCGCACUCGAAUGAUCGUGGAGCAGGUGAACGGGAGGCUGAAGACCAAAUGGCGCAUCCUGGACGGGCGCCUCGAGUGCGACGUCUUCCGCGCCCCGCAGGUCGUCUCCGCCUGCAUCGUGCUUCACAACAUCGACCUCAUCCUCGACUUUCGUCACCGCCUGAACGAACCUCGUGAGCGCAACACUUGGUGGCUGGAAGGACCCGUUGCGGAAGCCCCGCAUUUCUCGCCGCGCGAUGCGGGCUUUACUCCGACUCGUCGUCGAUCUCGCCUGGCGGAGUACUUCUACGCUUCCUGGAGGCUCGGGCAUCCUGAGCUCUCUCAACCAUCUCUUGGCACUGAAUCACUUGAGUUCAUGUGGUUACCAACACCACCUCCCAUUGUGUCGUUGCCCGAAUGUUCCUCUUCGGCUGCCGCAGGCCCAGGCCGGCGGGAGACACCGCGGCCACGGAGCGCGACACCCGCGUUCGCGUCGACGACGCGUGAACGGGAUGGAGAUGCAGUGGCGGUGGCAGCGGCAGGGGACACGUCCGGCGCAAGCGCAGACGUAGACGGAGACGAAAACGGCUCGCGCGAAGGGGAGUGA